UCUUUCUCUCUCCUGUGUUUAUAUUAUUGUUGAUUUUUUCUCGCCUUCGGUUUGGUUUUGUAAUCACUUUUUGUUUUGUUCUUUACUUUUUAUUAACCUUUAAUUGAUUGACUAUUAAAUUACAUUUUACAUCGAUGAUUGACUAAUAUUUAAUUGGUUUUCUUCUUCUUCUCUAUUGCUUCUUCUAUCUACUCUCCAUAGUUACUGCAUUUAAUCACCUUCAAUACAACAGUAUGGUUAAUAUAACCGAAAUUAAAUGUUACUGUAGAGAUCCGGUUACUUGUGGACCGGAUCAAACAUGUAUUACAGAUGGGAUAUGUUAUACUUCAGCUCAAAUGUUUAAAGAUGGUCAAGUUAACUACGAAUUUGGUUGUAUACCUUUAAAUAAAUUGGUGCCUCCUGAAAAUCCGAUGAAAUGUCUCUACUCGGAGCAAACCAAAGUCCGCUUCGCCAUUAAAUGCUGUCGUGAACAAGAUUUCUGUAACCGUGAUGCUAAACCGAUUCUUGCAUCAACUUCGUUGCGAGAUACUUCGGUUUCACUGGACGUUUUCAAAAUUGUCUUAAUGAUCGCAAUCCCCUGUAUCUUUGUGUUAACUCUUGUAAGCGUCUAUUUUGUCCGUAAACGGACUCGUGAUCAGAAAACAUGGAGAUAUCACUCCGACCCUGAGGGCAGUUUAACUUCUGGAGAUCCUCUCAUUCAAUCUCAAGGAAGUUCAAUCAGAGAUCUCAUUGAACACACAAGCUCAGGCUCAGGAUCAGGUCUUCCUCUCCUUGUGCAACGUACCAUCGCCCGUCAAAUACAGCUUGUUGAAUCCAUAGGUAAAGGACGUUACGGUGAAGUGUGGAGAGGACAAUGGCGAGGGGAAUCUGUGGCUAUUAAGAUUUUCUCAUCCCGUGAUGAAAGAUCUUGGUUUCGUGAGGUAGAAAUCUACCAAACAAUCAUGUUACGACAUGAUAAUAUUCUUGGUUUCAUUGCUGCUGAUAACAAAGAUAGUGGAACCUGGACACAAUUAUGGUUGGUCACUGAUUAUCAUGAACAUGGCUCUUUGUAUGAUUAUUUGUACAAAAAUACCAUUGAUGCUGCCGGAUUAGCACGAAUGGCUUAUUCGAUUGCUAAUGGUUUGUCCCAUUUACACAUGGAGAUACAGGGAACUCAACAUGACAUCAGAAAGACUGACCAAGGGAAACCUGCAAUUGCUCAUCGAGAUCUCAAAAGUAAAAAUAUUCUUGUCAAAUCAAAUGGGACCUGUGCUAUCGCUGACCUUGGGUUGGCUGUUCGCUACGAUUCAGAAAUGGAUUCAGUUGAUAUUCCACCAAAUCCUCGAGUUGGAACUAAACGUUACUUGGCUCCUGAAGUUCUUGAUGAAUUGAUGAAUCCAAAUCAAUUUGAUGCUUACAAAAGAGCAGAUAUUUACGCUCUUGGUCUGGUCUACUGGGAAAUGGCUCGAAGGUGUAAUAUUGAUGGUGUUUAUGAAGAUUAUCAAUUACCUUAUUACGAUAUGGUGCCUUCAGAUCCUUCAAUUGAAGAAAUGAGGAAAGUGGUUUGUGUCGAUCAAGCAAGACCACCAAUACCCAGUAGAUGGCAAAAUAACGAGACACUUCGUGUAAUGUCACGUUUAAUGAAGGAAUGUUGGUAUACCAAUGCCCCUGCGAGGUUAACUGCUUUGAGGGUAAAGAAAAGUAUUGCUGCUAUUGGUGCCUCAGAGGAUAAAGUGACUGUAUGAAAUUCAUUGAUGUAUCAUCUCCAUCAGCUUCGUUGUUCACCACCAGUGACCACAGCCCUAAAUCAAUCAACUUAUUAACCACACACUUCAUAAGGCGAAAAAAAAAGAAAUCGAUUUAAAAAAAUACAUAAACAGGAAGCACAACUAUGAUAUAAAACUGUACAGUUCAAGAUUAUCUUCAUCUUCAUCAUUGCUGCUGCUGCUAAUUGAUCAUGAUUAUGCUCCCAUUCAUGAUUAACCUUUGACCAAGACUCUCUGGCAAAGUAAAAAAAAAACAAUAAUUUGCUUUUGGACGAAACGACUAACCAUUAUGAAAGAGAGUAUUAAAGCGCGUAAAUAGCUUGUGUAUAUGUUUAUAAAUAUAUACUUUUUACUUUGUGUUCAUAACUCAUCGUUAUAAUCAACAACUUCAUUGUCAUCAUCAUGAAGAGAGAACCAGAAAAUCUGAAAGAUAAAUUGGAAAGAGUUAAACAAACGAGAUGUUAUGGAAAAGAGGGAAAUAUUGUGAUGGAAAAAUUGAUCAACCACAAGAAGAAACAAGAAGAUAAUUGUUAUUUACGUAAUAUCGAGGGUGUUGAAAGAGAGAGGAGAGUCAACAGAAGUACACCAAUGGAUCCUAAACUCAACCUCAACACCCGAUACACAAUUCAUACACAUGAAAAACUGAAUUCAAUGUGUCAAUCAUAUUAGCAGUAGUUUUGGUUAAUUCCUCUUCCUUUUUUGAUUGCUAUAAUCUCUGCUUACAAUGGACGGGUCACUGCUGUUUACCUCAAUCAAAAAAUGAAACAACAAUUAAACAAAAAGCUCUCAUCAUUUCCUAAACUAAUUCUGACCUCAACACAGCAACAACAAACCAUGAAUCCGAAUUGAAAGAUAUUCUCUUUUUUUCCUUCAUUGCGAAACACUAAUUAUUUCAUUGAUAAAUUGCUGUUUCCGUUCAUCAACUUCUUACCAUUAUCAGCCAAUUCCACCGCCAACAAAUAUUUACCACCACAAUUACAACAAUAACCUCAUCAUGAAUAAUUUAAUCUGAUUUGUUUCGAAUUACAUAUUCGUCCAAUUACCUCCAUCAUCUCAUCUCAUCUCAUCUUCUCUUCAUCUUUCUUUUUUGUUCCUUAUUAGUUUCUAAUUCUCUUAAAAUGUAAAUACUUUUGGAUUACUUUUCACUACCACCUCCAAAUUUACCACGUUAAUGCUGAACAUGUUUCUUUACUACGUAUUAUCUUCACGGGCUCACUAAAAGUGCAUCCGUUUAAAUGGUAAACUUAAAUGGUAUUUUGAUUCUAUCAAGCCAUAGACGGAAUUAUGAUUAUGUUUACAUGAUUAUAAACAAAGAGACAUGGAGAAAACUACGGAAAUGAUUUAAUGGUUAAAUGAAGGAAGAUACAAACCUCCAACUAAUUAAAUUUAUUUCGCCUGAUUAUCUAAUUAACCAAUAGAUGUAACAACCCAACAGAAUCAACAACCCAUUCAAGUCCCGAAAUUUUUGUUCAAUACUGGGUAAAGAAUCAAGCAUUUCUUCUGAGAAAAAAAAUUAAUUUCCUUUUGUUUUAAAAACAAUCAACUAAAUCAACUUGAUUUGUUAUUUGUAAUUCGCAUUUUUGUCUCUGCAAUUUGUUUCAUACCUCCAAUAAAUUACAUCUCAUUACCAAUGAGCGUCCCGAUGAACUAUA
Molecule: messenger RNA, 3397 nt
Organism: Panonychus citri (citrus red mite)
Lineage: Eukaryota; Metazoa; Arthropoda; Arachnida; Trombidiformes; Tetranychidae
Gene: babo
Product: TGF-beta receptor type-1-like
Exons: 6
Coding region: 234-1724 (496 amino acids)
Biological process (GO): protein phosphorylation; nervous system development; cellular response to growth factor stimulus
Cellular component (GO): activin receptor complex; plasma membrane
Molecular function (GO): activin binding; activin receptor activity, type I; ATP binding
Source: RefSeq, a predicted model, not a curated record